AUGCCCUCUGCCACGGCAUCGGACGCAAGUGAAAAAUCUCGUCAGCACAAGAAGACCAUGUCUUCCGCCUCCAGCACAUCCUCUGCCGGCGCUCAGCCGCGUGGCAGCCAAUCGCCUCCCGCAGCCAUGAACCGUGAAACCACCCCAGAGUCACUCGCCGACGCUGAUCAGAAGACGAAGAAGAGGAUCCAGAACAGAGUCGCCCAGAGAACGUACCGCAAUCGCAUGAAGCAGCGGGUGCAGGACCUCGAGCAGCAGCUUUGUGAGAUGCGUGCCAGACAACAGCAGCAGCAAUACUACCCUCAGGACAUGUCCGGUUCUGUCACACCGGACGGCUCCAUGGGCUUUGUCCCCAACGCCGGAUCCAUGCCUCCUGCCCUCUGGCAACAGACCAUGUCCCUUCCCAGAACGCCAGGCUCGAUGCCUCAGGAGAUGUGGCCAGCCAUGGCCGUUGAAAGCCCCAAUCAGCCCAUGCCGGACGCAGUUUCCAUGGCUGGAAACCCCUACAUGGCCCGAAACUUCCACCAGCAGCCUCCCUUCAACAACCCUGCUCUCCUAAACCAACUCAACCCUUCGGCCGCUACCGGUCUCGAUCAGGUUCCGAUGAUAUCGCCUACUAUGGAGAUGCCUGGGGAACCUUCCAUGCAGAGGCUGUACCGCAACGGCAGCGCUGCGUCGACACCCAACCAAGAAUCUCUUCAACUGGACGCUCACUUUGGAUAUAGAGGAACUGUUACUGGCCUUGGCCAAGCCUCUGAAAUCUCCGAAGAGGAUGGAAACGAUGCCAAGCUCUUCACCAACCCCACCUCGUGGGAAAACAGCCCAGCCAUGAUGUCGCCAACCAGCUCAAGGACGGGGACGGUCGCACCGCAGAGCGCCAUUUCCACAUCGCCGUGGGGUUCCAUUGCUACUGCCGCCACCGAGGUUUCAGAUGUUGGGUCACCACACCAAUUUUCGAGUAUCGAAGAGCGUUUCGAGUACGUCCUAGAGUGCGCUCGCCGCGUCGGAUUCGACACGUUUGACUCGAUGGCCGCUCAGUACUACGGGAGCAGCUUCGAUCCUUGCUCCUCUCUUGCCAUGGACCAACGCCUCAGCCGCAACCGUCACCUUCCUGCUCUGCUGUCCGAGAUUCGACAAAAGUCUGCCCAGUGGAGCGUGUGGGAGCGACGGGCGUACCAGGACGAGGCGCUCAAGACGGCCGAGGACAUUUGCGCCAUUGAGUGCCGCGAGUUCCGAUCCAUGCAGGAUCUGGGCGACGUCAAUGCCGCCAAUCUCGCUACCAUCCAGCAAAAACUACCCAAUGUGUGGACGCUACUGUCUGGCUUAGCCUCCGCCACACCGCUGCAAAGGCAGGGUGACCGCUCCAACCUGGUCUAUAACAGCAUCAAGCAGCUCUGUGCGCUGGGUGAUGCAUCCGGCCAUAUGGCCGUGGAUGGCCAGUGA
Akanthomyces muscarius is the source of this 1443-nucleotide messenger RNA. RefSeq lists its product as uncharacterized. Gene Ontology annotation, molecular function: DNA-binding transcription factor activity. The record is from RefSeq and is a predicted model, not a curated record. Gene Ontology annotation, biological process: regulation of DNA-templated transcription. The transcript is spliced from 4 exons. The coding region runs from base 1 to 1443 and encodes 480 amino acids. NCBI's taxonomy places the organism in Eukaryota, Fungi, Ascomycota, Sordariomycetes, Hypocreales, Cordycipitaceae.